Cyclospora cayetanensis is the source of this 5934-nucleotide messenger RNA. Its product is annotated as nardilysin. Gene Ontology annotation, molecular function: metalloendopeptidase activity; metal ion binding. Gene Ontology annotation, biological process: proteolysis. The record is from RefSeq and is a predicted model, not a curated record. Bases 1 to 5934 code for a protein of 1977 amino acids. NCBI's taxonomy places the organism in Eukaryota, Apicomplexa, Conoidasida, Eucoccidiorida, Eimeriidae. The transcript has 16 exons.
AUGGCGGACGCAGCCCGCCAAUAUCCGGGCUCGAUAGGUGUGAAAAUGGUUUUUGUGGCUGUGAAGCAGAGCCACUGCAUCGAAAUUGCAGCCUAUGCGCGGAACCCCAGAGCUCUCCGCUUGAGCCUCGAGACGAGGAAGCCCCGUUGGUGUGCAGUGAAGGCACGCGUAUAUCAUUGGGGGCUAUUGGCAGGAGGCAGCCCUCUACGUGGUUGCAAGGCCCACUGCCGCGAGCAUCCCUUGGCACUAUCUCAUCUCCCCCCCGGGGCUUCGGCUAACGGGACCCUUGGCUCAAUGAGGUAUGGUGUGACUGGUACUCCCAGGAGGCCUCCCUGGGCCCCUGCAUCUACACUUCUAUGGGGAAUUCUGCAGCUUGUGCUGAUCCUCAGCACGAAGGAAACACAGAGUCACCGUCAGUUCCGCAGUAGGAGACUGCUGGGCCGAGUCUCAACCUCUUUGGACUCUCCACUCGCCUUCCCUCAUGCAGAAGAUCAUGGGAGCCUGGAUGACUCCGUGGAGGUACCACACCUCUCGAGUUCUGCUGGUUCUCUAAGUGAGCACUCACUUCCUCUGACGAGCAGGCCCACCGGCUUCACAGAAGUCAAUGCCAGCCCACAAUCGUCUUCAUCUACGGACUCUCCCAUGAGAAAGCGGCCCCAAGGUACUGGGCGUACCAAUAGGCAGCCUUCAGCCAACAGAGAUACUGACCGCCCAGUAGAAGAGUCCCAACCUCAUGAGGGCGAGCCAGAUUCGCCUGAGGUGCAUGAAUUUUCUCCUUCAGGAUCUAAAGGGCCCCUCCAGACAAAAACUCCCGUAGCCGCAGAAGAAGCUCUUGAUGUCGAACAGUCAGGUACUGAGCCUGCGGAGCUCUCUGAGAGCUCAAGUCACCAAGGUAUACUGGCUGAUUCCGAUAGUAACACAGAGGGCGCCCAGCAAAACUUGAAGGACUCAAGGGUGUCCACUGUUCCGCCGCCGAGGUCAGAUAUAUCCAGCGGUCAGGAAUCAAAAUCUGUGGGUAGUGUACCACAAAGCAAGCCAGUUCUUCCCACAUAUCAAGCUACAUCAAAUGAUGGAGAUGAAGACGAAACACAAGAAGACUCUCUUUCAGGGGCCGCACCUGUGGAGCAGCACGAAGCACCAGAAGGCCUCAAGGGUCCUGGGAACGUCUCUACUAUGCACGAUGAAGUGCCUGAGACGGCACAUUCCCCUCCGAAGACACUUCCAAACCACCGCAAACACACCGAACUUCAGCAAGAGAAACCAACAGAAGAAUACGACCAGGAAGAAACCGCACAAGUCCGCGAAGAAGAACAAACGAAUGCCCAGAUACAUGACUCCACAUUGAACCAUGACGACGAGCUGUUGGAAAGCCACGAACAAGAAGGUGCUUACGGAGGCGCAGGAGAGCCUAGCAACGCUCCUGAUCUGGGGUCUUCUAAUCUCCACCGAAAGGAGUUCUCGCAGAAAGGCUUAAAGGUGGUAGACCCGGAUGAUGUACCUACUGUGGAGGAGCUGCUCCAGCAGCUAUCUCAACCAGUCUCUGCCGCGCAUCAAACAAUUAAAAAGCCUGAUCUAGAUAAAGCUGAUUACGCUGCCUUUAAGCUGCGAGAUCUGGGGCUUUCCGGGCUUGUAUCAGUGGACCCAAAACAGGAGACGGGGGCGUUUGCUAUUUCCGUCGGCUGCGGAUAUUUCCAUGACCCCCCAGAGCUGCCCGGCCUGGCCCACAUGCUGGAGCACAUGAUAUUCUUGGGAAGCGCCUCGCAACCUCAGGCAACUAGCUGGGACGAACUAAUCAACUCAAGGAGUGGGGUGCACAAUGCACACACGAAACCUGAUACCACAACCUUCUACGUGACGGCGCCUACUCAGCACAUUCCGGAGCUCUUAGACGUGUUCCUCCAACAUCUUCUGACGCCUGCACUGCUCCCAGAGCAGGUUCAGUCGGAGGCUAUGGCGCUCCAGUAUGAGCACGAGAAGAACACUCCUGACCUAGAGCGCGUGGCACUCCACAUUGCGCUGAUGCAUCUGCCUGAUAGCGGCACACCGAUAGCCACCUCAGCGGCGAGUAAGCCCCCUGUCUCCGCCAAGUUUGGUACAGGAAGCCUGGAUACCCUUUGCAACAAACCUACAGAAAGUGGCAUCGACCUUCUACAGUCUCUGCGGCACUUUCAUCAGAAGUGCUAUGUUCCAAGCAACAUGUCAAUAGCCAUGAGGAUGGGCAAUCCUCACGCAGACGGAAGUGAACAUUCAUAUCGUUUAUUGGACGUUGUGGACAUCAUCUCUACAAAAUUCUCGCAAAACGUCAAGGAAGCAUCUAAUGAGCCUUCUGGGAAAACAAGGGCAAGCUUUGUGGAGCUUCACAACCCCCUUAGCAGUCCACUCGUCCCAACAAAGAUGACUGAUGAAGAAUCAUCCCAGGAAAUGGACGUCCCUAAUGUUCCCGAAGAAACGAAUAGCGACAAGCUGAACGAAGCCCUAACUACGCAGGCGCUGCCUCAAGGAACCAUUAUUCGUUUGAUGCGUGCCCACGGUUGGAGACGGCGGCUUUUUAUCUUCUGGAGUGCCCCUGCUGAAUUUACCAACAACCUCUUAGAGUUAGAAUGCCAGCCUUCGGCCUUGGUGCAGCAUCUGCUCGAACAUCCAGUGAAGGGAAGCCUUUUGAGUACCCUCAAGCAAAAAGGGUAUAUUACUAGGGGAGAGGCUUUUAAGCACUGGACCCUCCGAAGUUCCAUAACGGGACUAGUUUUGGACACCACAGAAAAGGGGGAAGCAGAACAUCACGCGUUGCUGGGCAUCGUGCGUCAGUUUACCAGCAAGAUGCAGAGCGUUGUGGACAAGCAAUUUGUUCGAGACUUUUUCACGAAUUAUCAUGCCCUCAGUCAGCUUCUUUGGAAGUUCCAAGAUCCCUUGCCUCCCCUAGAGCAAGUGGUGGCCUCUGCAGAGAAUGUGCUGCAGUUCCCAAGUAGACCGGACUUGACGCUGAACACUGGUGUUUGCAUCUCACUUCCCUCGGAAGAGGUAUUGUUUAAGGAGGUGCGUCGCCUGGUGGAGGCAAUGGCCCCGGGAAAGGAAGUUGUUAUAAUGCUGCAGAUGUCUGAGAGCUCCACCCCACAGGAAGCUUAUACUGAGGUAGUUGAGUACGGCGUUCGAUACUUUGUGGAGCACGGCGAUGAGCCUCUUUUGGAAGAAGUUCAGCUAACUUUCCCUCAGCCGCUAGCAUGCAAACUACCGGAGGCGCAGGUGCCUCCUCACCCCCCUCCGUCCGUCUGUGUCUUCACUAGUGCGAGAAUGCCAACCCUCACCCCGGAUAAAUCACCCGAUUCCAAGGACAAGCACACGCCAGUUAGCCCCCCAUGCGCUCUUGUUUCUGACAACGACCUCACCAUACUGUGGCACAACGGAGCUCCAUUUGAUAAAUCAAUUGUUAGGUCGUUUUAUCGGGCUAGGGUUUCGGAGACAGAUGCAACUGCCCAAAACGACGCUCUGGGGAAAAUAUUCUCCCGUAUAUUUGCCGAAUACGCAAAGGUCAAGCUUGCAGCCUAUCAUGGAUGCGGUGUCGACUUAGUUGUCGCGUACACAGGAGGUUCUUUAGUCUUCGAGCUUCAGUCGUUUAGCUCGAUAUUUGAGGAAGUGACGAGAGGUCUGGGAGCAACGUUUCAAGAGACGCUCGCAAAUGUGACAGAAGCCGAGUUCAACUUAGUGGUUGCAAGUCUGAAGGAAGAAACCAGUGACUUUUCUGCUUUGACGUCGUAUGAGUUGGCAAUGGACGUUGCCUUAAGCAUGGUUCGACAGAGUCGGUAUUCACAGUUUGACUUGAAGGAACAACUGCAAUCCCCAGAGCUGACAUAUGAGAACUUCACUACAUUCAUUAGAGGAAGCUUGGGGAAUACUGCCGUGGACUGCUUUGUUAUGGGCGACAUCGACGCGUCGGAUGCUAAGGCCCUUGCGCUUGAGUUCGUGGGCUUGAUUCGUUCGAAGUCUAUUACUUUUGACGAGGCUUCAGGCAGUGAGAUUUUGAAUCUUACGGCGGACGUGGAAGUGGUCCUGAAGAACCCCAUUGUUGGGGAUGUCAAUCAUGCUUAUGUCUCUCUUUACGUGUCGGAGCCUCCGGAUAUACUCGAGUCCGUGCUUUACAGCACCAUAGGAGAUCUGCUUAGGGCUCCCUUCUUCGACACACUUCGCACCAUCAACAUGGACGGAUACGUUGCUUUUGCUUCUGUCACUGAAUUGCCACCAGUGGCAGCGCUAGGCACCAUAGUGCAAAGUUCCCUUCGCAAGCCCGACGAACUGGAGGAACACGUCUGCACUUUCCUCUACGAAAUGGCAAAGAUUAUUGGCUCCAACCUUAGCACGUCAGAUUUUGAACAGCGCCUGCAGUGGAUUGGUCGAAGCAGAUUUGCCCGAGAGCAGUCCAAUUUCGCUGACUUCUUUUCGGGAGCUGUUUCUCAAGUUUCCGCACGAAGCUUCUGCUUCAUUCGGUCUGAGUUUGCGGCGGUUGCCUCCGAGAACUUUGCGCACUGUCCUGUUUCCCUUCACGAGUACUUGCAAAAGCUGGUCAUGGGACCUUCAAGGCGUCGUAUUACUGUAAAGCUGGAGGCAGACGCUCCGGAAAGAAGCAGCUCUGACCAGACUAGUCAGGCGCAGUGUAACCUUCCUGGCCAGCCUCCUCUAGAAACUCCUGCAGAGGCCCCCAUUGGCACUAAGCGCACGCAGCCACUUUCAGAUGGAACUAGUCUGGAGGGGGGAGGAGGUAAACAAAGGAAGGGACUGGUUGAGCAAAGGUCUACAGACGGGCAGCAAGUACACGAGAUUGGCCAGGAAAUGCAGAACGGCCCAGAGCAGAUGAAUACUAAUACAACACCGCUGGAGGUAGACAAUGAUUCUACGGCGGAGCCACUGACGCUCUAUGCAACGAGUGAAACAGCAAUAGCGCCUGUGGGCGGCUCUACGGAACUCACCUUUGGGCCUGUUACUACAACGUUUGGGGCAUCGGGCAGCGCGGCAUUAUCAGAACGUGCUAUGGCUAGUGCUAAGGAAGAAGACGCUGAAGCUCUUCAAUUCUGGAAAUACUGUCAUCUUGCUGUAUGCAGGCCCCGCAAGGUCGUGAAGCUCACCGAGUUCGCCGAAAAGCCGCAGGUGGAGCGGGAACGCCUCUUGGCGUAUCUCAGAGAGCAGCUCAGCAGUGUGGAGAACGACGACCAUAAUGCGUUGUGGACGGGUUUCGAGACUGAUCGGUACUGCACUGUCCGCGAAGCGACAGUGCGGAGAACUGCUACCUGUAACGACUCAAAUGCUCACUCCACAUCCAAAAUUAUUCAGGAGGACGAUACCUGGUCGCAGCUUGCCAGCACCACCGCAGGCACGAAAACGCACCCUGAGGCUGAAACCGCGCAAGAGGCGUCCGAUGCAGCGCAAGAGCAGAGCCAUAUAGCAGCUUCCUUACAACUGGAAACGCAGAGCACGGCUACAGCAAUAGCCGCCAUGUCGUCCUCAGGAGCCUUCUUGCCCCCGCAAGCCUCGACGAUGAAUUUGCCUGAAGCAGGCGUCCAACUGCCCUUACAACAGCAACAGCCAACCCUGUCUCCGGAUGCCAGGCAGCUUGGUAAUGCUGCGUGGGUACAGCAGCAGCAGCAGAAGCUGAUACAACCACGAGUUGCCGAGUUGCGCAGAUUCGGAUCGGUGCCAUCAUUUGUGUUCGGAGGUUCUGCGGGUAAUGCACUGAGCUCGCGCAGUCAGCCUCUUACAGAGGGAGCUUCUUUAAACUUGGUGGAAGGACUGCAGGCAGCGCGGCAGCUUCAAGCUAGGGCACGACAACUACAAAUGCUUCAGUCGCGAAAAGAAGCCAUCCAGCAGGAGAUCAACUUUAUUGAAAAUCGCUUGCUGAUGAAUAGAGCUGCACCUACGACGACGGCUCCCAGAAGUAAUGAGUUAUAA